Molecule: messenger RNA, 905 nt
Organism: Magnolia sinica
Lineage: Eukaryota; Viridiplantae; Streptophyta; Magnoliopsida; Magnoliales; Magnoliaceae
Product: structural maintenance of chromosomes protein 2-2-like
Exons: 5
Coding region: 193-711 (172 amino acids)
Source: RefSeq, a predicted model, not a curated record
AACAUAUAAUAAGUGGGAUGCAGUAUCCACAACACAUGUAUUUCCAUUGGUCCAUGAUAUUUGUUCCAUCAUUCCUUGACUUCCUUUGUUCUGAGAUUAUAAAGAUGAAAAGAGAAUUGCUUCUUUUCAUUGGCUAUGUAGAUCCAUAGAUCUGCUUGUAUUGUAGCUACUUUUCAUGGUUGACUAAAAUAAAUGAUGAAUGCUUCCUUGUUUAUAACAUAUUUCAGUGAAAUUUAUAUUAGCGAACUUUUAAUUGCAUCAGCUAAUCUAUUGGGGAAUAUCAUAUCAAAAUACAAUGACUUAUUAUCUAAGAAAAACAUCAUUGAGAAUGAUAAGUCAAAAAUCAAGAAGGUGAUUGAAGAGCUUGAUGAAAAGAAGAAGGAAACACUAAAAGUUACUUGGGUUAAAGUGAACAAAGACUUUGGACCCAUCUUUUCUACCCUUUUACCAGGCACAAUGGCUAAGCUCGAACUGCCUAAGGGAGGUAGUUUCUUAAAUGGUCUUGAGGAACUUAUUGAGAUUAAGAGCAAUGCUAUGAGGCUGGUUUCUCACCUUGCUCAAAUUUCAUCCUCUGCAGUUCAAUUCAGAGAAGUUUUAUUAGCAAUGCUAGUGACACGCAAGCAGCAACUUCAGGUGCACAUAGAUGGAUCCUCAAGCAGUACAUUCAAAGUUAUCCAUGGUGUGGACCUAAAGUUAUGGUUGAUUUGUUAGAGUAGAUUUGGGUAACCUUUUAAUAUGUGUUGCCUUCCAUGCAGCGCUAUAUUCAAUUUCUUUUAUGUUGAGAACUCAUAAUUUCUGUUGUGUGCAGGAUUUACAUCACUUCAGCCUAAAUUGAGACCAUAUAGAGGAUUUGUUUUUAUUUUUUUGUUCAAGACCAUUUUCAAUUUAUUGUAAUAAAUAUUAUA